Messenger RNA from Pogonomyrmex barbatus (red harvester ant), 1518 nucleotides. RefSeq names its product tyrosylprotein sulfotransferase (gene Tpst). Gene Ontology annotation, biological process: peptidyl-tyrosine sulfation. Gene Ontology annotation, molecular function: protein-tyrosine sulfotransferase activity. Lineage: Eukaryota; Metazoa; Arthropoda; Insecta; Hymenoptera; Formicidae. The record is from RefSeq and is a predicted model, not a curated record. Gene Ontology annotation, cellular component: Golgi apparatus.
UUUUCGUAUGACUCUUAUGUAAUAAUUUGCAGAAAUACGUGAUCGGGCCAUUUGAUCGUAAGACGUACACAUAUGAUCGUUAUAUGCCGCUCAUUUUCAUCGGCGGUGUACCACGAUCAGGUACAACCCUAAUGCGUGCCAUGUUGGACGCGCACCCUGACGUGAGGUGCGGACAAGAGACCAGAGUCAUACCGCGAAUUCUUCAGAUGAAGAUGCACUGGUCCAAGUCCGAGAAGGAAAAUGUACGACUUACCGAGGCGGGGAUCUCAAAAGAGGUGAUAGACAGCGCGAUAGCGGCGUUCUGCUUGGAAAUAAUAGCGCGACACGCCGAGCCCGCGCCGAGAUUGUGCAACAAGGAUCCACUCACCCUGAAGAUGGGCUCGUACAUCCUCGAGCUCUUCCCGAACGCGAAAUUUAUAUUCAUGGUGCGCGACGGGCGUGCGACGGUGCAUUCCAUCAUAUCCAGGAAGGUCACAAUAACGGGUUUCGACUUAUCGUCCUACCGGCAGUCCCUCAUCAGGUGGAAUCACGCAAUUUCCGUAAUGUACGGCCAAUGCAAGGAAUUAGGACCUGAGAGAUGUCUGAUGGUCCCUUACGAGCAGUUGGUGCUGCAUCCACGCCAAUGGAUGAAGAAGAUAUUAAACUAUCUGGACGUGCCGUGGAAUGAGUCCGUCAUGCAUCACGAGGAAUUCAUUAACAAACCUGGCGGAGUACCUCUGAGCAAGGUCGAGAGGUCAUCGGAUCAAAUCAUAAAGCCUGUAAAUCUGGCGGCACUGACCAAAUGGGUCGGUAACAUUCCCGAGGACGUGGUGAGGGAGAUGGCGGACAUCGCACCGAUGCUCUCUGUGCUCGGCUACGAUCCUUACGCGAAUCCACCCGUCUAUGGCGCACCGGACAGUUUAGUUAGCGACAACACCAGACGGGUGUUGGCUGGCGAAAAACUUUGGGAAGAGAAGGCACGGGCGUAUCAUCUAUCGCACAGACCGAUUGAGAACAGCAACGAGGAAGCUGCUUCCAGCACGGCCCCAGUCGCGUGACCCCGCGUGAUUCUCAUAGGCACGAGCGACACAUAACCAACUACCACCCUAAAUCCCCAUCGAUUUAGGAUUUCCGUGUGUGCAGAGAAUAUCCCCUUGUACUUUCAAAGUAAACUCGGUCCCGCACGACGCCGAGUUGCGUCGUCGAUUUAAUCGCCCACGUUGUAUUUUCUCAAUUCUUCAGCGUUAUUCCAGCGACGAUGGAUUAAUCGAUCAUUCCUCUCGACGCUUAUUCAUUCGCAUCAGGACUGCGUUUCACGAUGCCAGAUGACGUAAUAUAUUAGACCGUGACUAGAAAAUAAAGAAUGCACCAGAGAUAAGUGACUAAACUUCGAAAUAAUUUACAAUUUAUGAAGCAUCGACGUGAAGCAUUUCUCUUGCAUAUACAUUUCUUUAAAAUGGAACGAAGAGUAAGGUUCGUUUUAAGAUUAAAUUUCUAUGAGCCUUCUCGAUAUUCUCGCAAUACCAAUAUCGACGAAAA